Molecule: messenger RNA, 2115 nt
Organism: Scatophagus argus
Lineage: Eukaryota; Metazoa; Chordata; Actinopteri; Scatophagidae
Gene: tkfc
Product: triokinase/FMN cyclase
Exons: 17
Coding region: 141-1883 (580 amino acids)
Biological process (GO): glycerol catabolic process
Cellular component (GO): cytosol
Molecular function (GO): ATP binding; glycerone kinase activity
Source: RefSeq, a predicted model, not a curated record
UAUAAAAUUAGACCAAUCGUACGCUUUUAUUUUGUAGUCAAACUUUUAUUACAUCCGGUGGUGUUCUUACCAAAUCUGCCUGACUUAACUCACCUGCUUCAACCUGCUGUUGGGAGGAAAAAGAAGCGAGAAGAGUUGAAAUGGAGACCAGAAAGAAGCUGAUAAACUCAGCAGACAGCUGCGUGGACGAGGCUCUCUGCGGCCUCGUGAGGGCCAGCGGGGGCCUGGCUCUGCUGAAGGGCCACAGAGUCGUGCUUCGGUCCGACCUGGACAACCUGAGGGGCAAAGUGGCCCUGCUGUCUGGCGGGGGGUCGGGACACGAGCCGGCACACGGGGGUUAUGUCGGGGCAGGUAUGCUGUCAGCCGCUGUAGCAGGUGGAGUUUUUGCAUCUCCACCUCCUGCCAGCAUCCUGGCUGCCAUUCUCACCUUGCACAAUGCAGGCGCCUCCGGGGUCCUUCUCAUCGUGAAGAACUACACCGGCGAUCGCCUCAACUUCGGGCUGGCUGCAGAGCAGGCCCGUCAUGGCGGGGUCGCCGUUGACAUGGUGAUCGUUGCUGACGACUGCGCCUUCGACCGGCCCAGUAAGGCCGGGAGGAGAGGCUUGUGUGGCACGGUCUUCAUACACAAGCUGGCGGGGGCCUUGGCAGAGGAAGGCUGCUCACUGGACCAGAUUGUUCUGAAGGUGACGGAGGCUCUGAAGGGGAUCGGUACACUCGGGGUGAGUCUGUCUCCGUGCAGCGUCCCAGGCUGCCUGCCUUCCUUUGACCUGCCGCCAGGAGACAUGGAGCUGGGACUGGGAAUCCACGGGGAACCUGGCAUUAAAAGGUCAAAGGUGGCGUCCGCAGAUGAGGUGGUGAGGACCAUGAUCGAUCACAUGACCAACCCUGAGAGCCAAUCGCAUCUGCCUCUCAAGCCAGGAGACAACGUGGUUGUGUGUGUUAACAACCUGGGAGCUCUGUCUUGUCUGGAGAUGGCUGUGGUGACACGAGUGGCCAUCAUCUGUCUGGAGAGUCGCGGCGUGGUGGUUGCCAGGGUGAUGUCCGGUUCGUUCAUGACAUCGCUGGAGAUGGCGGGAGUGUCGCUGACCGUGAUGAGGGCCAACCGGGAAACUCUGAGACUGUUUGACGCUCAGACCAGCGCCCCCGCCUGGCCAAACCUCAGCAAUGUGUGCGCAAGCGGACGCAGCCACGUCACCGAUCCUCCCGCCAUGAUCACUCGACCACAGGAUGACACACACUCUGAAGGAUUGCUGAGUCCUGUGAUGCGUCAAGCACUAGAGAGAGUUUGUUCCACGCUGUUGGACAAGCAGGAGGAACUGAACUCCCUGGACCGAGCAGCAGGGGACGGAGACUGUGGGAACACUCAUGCACAGGCUGCUAGAGCCAUUCAGGAGUGGCUCCAGCAUCACGCGGUCCCUGGUUGCCCCGGGAAACUGUUAUCAGUCCUCGCUGGAUUGGUGCAGGAGAAGAUGGGAGGAUCUUCUGGAGCGUUGUACAGUCUGUUCCUGACUGCAGCGGCCAGCCAUGUGACUGAGGGGCGGAGCAACGCUGCAGCCUGGGCCAAUGCAAUGCAUGCUGGGACACAGGCCAUGAAGAGAUACGGUGGUGCUGACACUGGAGACAGAACGAUGUUGGAUGCUUUGUGUCCUGCUGUGGACGAGCUGAUGAAGCUGACCACAGCACCACCUGGUGGUCAGAUGGCUACACUGCAGGCUGCUGUUCAGAAAGCGGCCUUGGGGGCGGAGUCGACCCGUACCCUCACGGCGAGGGCGGGACGAGCAAGCUACAUCGCAGCCGAGCGGGUCACCCUGCCCGACCCCGGAGCCGUCGCUGUGGCUGCCAUCUUUAGAGCCGUGCUGGAGUCACUGGAGGGGCAGAAGUAACCCAGAACAAAGUAUCUGGACAGAUGAAUACUCACCACGCUAAUGUGACUAACUGCUGCCUGUGAUUUGUACCUCUUUGAAGCACAUUUCAAGUUUUUGCAAGCUAAGUUUAAUACUUUGCAAACAGGACUUGAAGAAAUUGUUGUUAUUAUUGAUCUGAAUGAUUAUUUAGUUUAACUCUUACAGGGUUGAAUCAUGAACUGAAUAUAGCUUGUUAGCAACAAUGAAAUAG